AUGGCGCGACGUCGGACGCGCGACGGCGCGGCGCGCGUCGCGGUGGCGUGCGUCGCGCUCGUCGUCGCGCGAUCGGUGCGCGCGACGACGACGGCGUCGUGCGCGGCGAUGCUCGACGACGACGACGACGCGCCGCGGACGACGUACUCGAGCGCGCGGCGCGCGGAAUCGCGCGAGGUGCGGUACGGGACGUCGUGGAACGCGAGCGGGGAGACGCGGGCGCGGGAGGACGGGGUGACGCUGCGACUGACGGCGCCGCCGUGGUGCGGGAGCACGCGAGCGCUGGCGCUGGCGCUGGAGCGCGAACUGGCGAGCGAACCGAGCGGAGGGGCGAGAGUGCUGUGGGAACGACCGUGGAGGCCGGAGCGGGAGGCGACGGGGGGGGCGAUCGGGUCGUGGAGCGCGCCGCGGGCGGAGUUUGAGCUGGCGGACGCGAGCGGGACGCGCGUGCGAUACGGCGGCGAGUGGAGCGCGGCGGGUCUGGCGCGCGCGGCGAGGACGCUGAACAGGGAGACGAUGGGAAAGAACGAGAGCGUCAUGACGCUUUGGCCGUUCGUGCGACUGCGAGAUAAGUACGCGGUGGCUGAUUUUUUUGACAACGGCGCGGCGGAGCUGGCGGUGGUGGUGUUGGAUCCGUGCAAGUCGGCGGACGGGUGCGCGUCGACGGCGUCGAUGCGGCGACUUCGCGCGGCGAUAUUGGAGCGCAUCGGGUACACGCCUAAGAAUAGACUCGGCGUGUUGAUGGGCGCGGACGCCUGGCGCAUCGGUACGAAGCUGCUGGACGAGUUUGACCCGGACGACAUCACCGCUGUCGCCUUCGUUCGAGGCGCGUUGCACUCGGUAUGGAUGGGGAAUAGGAAGAACGAGACUUCGGUCGAGCGAUGGAUCGAUGAAAUCAAUAACGCGACGGUAUCCACCGUCGUGCGACGCGGAUUCUUCAGCCUGAGUGAGUUCAGCCCGGCGGUCGGCGCGCGGAAGUUGGCGAUGAUUUUUGCCAACGAAGCGAACGAAGAUUUAGACGCUUUAGGCGUACACAUUCAUCACCUCGUGGAUUCGAGUAGUUUAAACGCCACCGUGGGCGUGGUCGACACCAGCCGUGGGACGUGGUUGCUGUGUCAAAUCACCGAUAGUUGCGACGAUUCCGGGGACGACGAGACGUCGCGGAUUCAAGUCGCGCUGAUCGACGUCGAAGAGGACUCUAUUCAAACGGUAAACGUGUCCCCGCUUCCCGAUGGCGCGCUGUCGGAGACGCGACCAUUCACGCGGUCGGCGCGAAGCGUUCCCAAAACGCCCGCGGGCAUGACUCCGCCUCGCGUGCCGCACAUCGCGCGCAACCAACUCGAUCACAAAGCUGCGCAAACGAUGGCGCUUCGACGACAAGGGAAGUUUUCCGUGCUCUUCUCCUCGUCCGCGUGUGCGUUCUGUCAACGCUUUCUUUCGCUGCUCAACGCGGCGCUGGGCGAUCUGGACUACCGCGCGCUCGUCGACGGCACACAAACCGCUCGAGCGUUCCAAAUCGACUGCGCCGUCAACGACUGCCACGACAGCUGGGACGCCGAAGCGCAAUCACUCGUCGGACGCGUCCUGCGCUACCCAACCUUG
Ostreococcus lucimarinus CCE9901 is the source of this 1602-nucleotide messenger RNA. RefSeq lists its product with no specific name. Lineage: Eukaryota; Viridiplantae; Chlorophyta; Mamiellophyceae; Mamiellales; Bathycoccaceae. The transcript has a single exon. The annotation marks the transcript as partial. The record is from RefSeq and is a predicted model, not a curated record.